Paramecium sonneborni is the source of this 1143-nucleotide messenger RNA. The record is from the annotation of a GenBank genome assembly. Lineage: Eukaryota; Ciliophora; Oligohymenophorea; Peniculida; Parameciidae.
AUGGCAUAUGUAAUUUCAAACAUCUAUUACUCAAGAAUUUUGUUAUCAUUCUUUAUUACACCAAUCUUGAAUAUUAUAUAUUUGGAAAUUUAUUUUUACUUCUAUCCUUUGUUAUAAGAACUAAAUAAAGUUGCUCAUCCUAAAUAAUACAUGAAUAUUCAUCCAUCAUUAGAUUUGUAAUUGACUAUUUUAUUAUUAAUAUAGUUAAAAACAUUUUAUAGGUUUUCAUCAUUGAUUGCUAGUGUUUGUCUCUCAUUAAAAUUAAGUUAAUAUGUUGAAUGGACCUGGCCUUAAGCUUUCUGGUGGUAUUGGAUGUUUUUAAGUGCUUUAGUUGGUACUUGCUUCACUUUAAUUAUUAUACUCAUAUCUAAAAUUAUUAAUGAAAUCUUCAAGCAAUAUCAGACAGUUUCUUAAGAAUGUAAAAUCUAUUUUAAUCUAGAUAAAUCUAUCCUUUGGGCUCUCUAUAUUUCAAUCAUCAGUAGUAUUCUAACUGUUAUGUGGAUUAUUAAUACCUUUAAUAAACUUGGUUUAGAUUUACCCAUCAAAAUUGGUGAAGUUUUAUUUUAUUCAACUAUCUCUUUUAAUUUGAUUAUCUUUUGUGCCAUCACUAAAUUAUUAUGGGAUCCAAUUAUUGAUUACUGUGUUUACUUAUUACAAUCUUAAUCUAAUGAUACUGAAUAAUAAAGGGAAUUACCAACGAAUUAAAUAGUUCAAAAUAAAUUAUAUGAAAAAAGAAAAGCCAUUCACUUAAUUAUCUUAAAAAAAUUAUCCUCUGCUUUUUUUAGGUAAACUACUAAAGAAGAUCUUCUCUAAUCAUCAUAAAAAUUAACUGAAUUAAUGACAGAAAGAGGAUAAACAAAAAAAAUACUCUAGUCAGUUGAAAUUGAAACUAAAUAAAUAUAAGUAAACUAAAAUAAAAUUAAUGAAUCUAAUUAAAAAUGUAUAAUCUGUUGUGAUAAUCCACCUAAUGCUGUUUUAAUGAUUUGUGGUCAUGGUGGAAUAUGUUAUAAAUGUGGAUUAGAAAUGGCAUAAAAAAACAAAGAAUGUUUUCUAUGUAGAUAAUAAAUUGUUUUUAUUUAUGAAAUCUCAAAUUUCAAUGAUGAUCUUAUGAAAGUAGUAACAAUAACUAAAUUUAAUUACUGA